UCCUCGUCCACCGCCGUGAGCCGGCGUUCCCACCCCGACGAGGGCUGUCGGUAGCAGUCCAAACACACUACGGAUCCUGACCGCCUCCACCUCCCACAACUAGCUCUCCUCCGGACGAUUCCACGCACCCUCGCCCUUCGUCUCUUGCCCCUCUCUUCCCUCACUUCCAGCUUGGUGUGACGCUAGCUUUGAAUCUUUCACGAACCACGUUUAACGCCGGAAUCCGCCCCUCUGCCCCGCCAUGCCCUGUUUCAAGGGUCUCGCCGUGAGCAUACACACUCCGGAUGGCCCUAUUUCCGAAUACUCGAUUCAGCGUCAGUCUCGUGCCUCUCGCAUAGCCUGUUACAUUCCCGUACCGCCGCCCAAGAUCCCCGAAUCUGGUUCCGGGCGCCCUGAACAAUCUACCUUCGCCAUUUCCAUCACCCUCCUCAACCCCGGUCAAGAUGUUCCAUAUUCCGCGCCGAAGCCGACCUCCGACAACCCCGCACCCAAGCCGAAGGUCGUUGGUGGGCUACCCGGAUCAACCGGGGAGCGUGGCCAGUACAGCAGCGCAGUGGCUCCCUAUCAGGCUUUGACCAAUUCGCCAAACGAAACGGUCGCCGCCUACAUUUACUUCGACGGCCGGGCAAAGGAGGAGGUAGCCACUUUGCUACGGAGAGGAGAGGAAACAUGGGUCAACUCUCGUUGGGUCAGUGUGCCGGAGUCGGAGGGUGGGGGUCUCGCUGAACGGGAGUUCCUCUUCCGUGAAGUCGGACUAGAGAGAUGGCUGAACGGCUUGGAUCUGGAAGGGAAGGACGCGGCAGCCCAGAUCGAGCGCCGACGGCAGAAGAUGGAGAAGCGCCGAAUGAAGCGUGAGGCGACUGGUGACCUGGAUAUGGAUCCCAAGUCAGGCAGGGGGAUCAUGCGCUACGGCAACGAUGCGAAGUCCCCACUGGAAGAUGUUUCCGACGACGACAUGUCGUUCUCUGACUCAGACGAUGAUCCGAUCCCCGAAUCCGCAGGUCAGAUCAAGGUAGCCCUGUUUCGCGUUCUGGCCUCCGGAGAGAUCAAGCGCGGAGAGUACUCUCCACAAUUUGAUGCCCACGAUGACGAUGAUGAGGCCCAGGGUGGUAACAGUAACAACGGCGCAGCUGAUGCGGACAUUGAUCAUACAACUAGCUUUGCAAAGCCAAAGACACUCGACCCAAAGACUAUUAGCACCCAGACCGUGACCGGUAUCGACCCGUCCGAUAAGCCUUACGCCAUCUUUACAUUCAUGUACCGUGGUGGACGUCAAUUGCAAAAGAUGGGAAUUUUGAGGGAUUCCAAGGCGCAGGAGACUCCUGGAUCGGCAAAGCGCCGGUCUUUACAACCAGAUUUUGCCAAUCUGGGUCCACUGAAGCCUGGCGGCACGGUUGGGUUUUUGAACUUCCGUGACAGUACGGGCAACCAGCGCAAAGGCAAGAAGGACAAGAAGACUGGUGAUGACGAUGAGAUGGAUAGUGAAGACGAUGAGGAUAACUCGAUUCUCGGUAAAGCCGAUGAAGAAGAGGGCAAAGACGAUGAUCUGCAUCUAUCUCCGGACGAUAUCCGACGGCAAGGGGAGCUCGCGGAGAGCAUCCGCAAGAUCAAGCUCAAACGGCAGCAUUCAUCUGCAUCGUUGGCUACAAACACACCCCCAGCCGAGACUGCAAGCCCCGGUGCAUCCGGGGAGACCCCUGACCUAUCUAACACACCGCCAGCUGUGGCCGCUGCUACAGCCACUCCCGAAGCCCCCAAGCCGGCUGCCAACACACUGGAUGGAGGAUUCAUCGGUAGUCCGUUGAAGAAGCAACGAGCGAGCGUCUCACAAUCCGACGAGGAGUCUAUGCGCCGGCGGAUUGAGUCGGGCCUCUCCCAGGAGAUCACCAACAUUGGCCCUGAAGAUGGCUCUACCUCAGCCAAUCCUCUCGGGGCACACCCGCCAAAACCGCAGGAAACCGAAGACGAAGAAUUAUAAAAGGCUCGGCUGCUCUAGACCGAUACCACCCUUGUCCAUGUCCAGACAGACGGUUUACCACCAAUGCCUCUUCCAAAAUCCCCCUUUUCUUCCUUUCUCCUUGACCUUAAAUGGUAUGAUGGGCUGGCGUUAAGAAAGCGCGCGAACCAGCUGUGUCAAAUGGCAGCACCAUCUUCAUUUUGGAUUAUUUAAAACUCUUUCCCUAUUUUUAUUCUUCCCUUCUGUCUCCUGAUGACAGUUACGGUUUGGAUAUGGCCAGUCUUCAUGGAUCUAUCAUGACUGAGUCCUUAUUUUUGUCUACUUUAUUCCCACUGCCGCAGUUUGAAGGGCGGCUGGGCGUUUGAUUUUCUAGCUAGAACGGGGGGCGGGCGGAGGUAAUCGACAUAGACGCAAUGAGUUACGCACGUUGCAUGUUAGC
This is a messenger RNA of Aspergillus sclerotioniger CBS 115572, 2396 nucleotides long. RefSeq lists its product as uncharacterized. The transcript is spliced from 3 exons. The coding region runs from base 242 to 1978 and encodes 578 amino acids. The record is from RefSeq and is a predicted model, not a curated record. NCBI's taxonomy places the organism in Eukaryota, Fungi, Ascomycota, Eurotiomycetes, Eurotiales, Aspergillaceae.